Molecule: messenger RNA, 2561 nt
Organism: Hyalella azteca
Lineage: Eukaryota; Metazoa; Arthropoda; Malacostraca; Amphipoda; Hyalellidae
Product: GATA-binding factor A
Exons: 11
Coding region: 75-2366 (763 amino acids)
Biological process (GO): cell fate commitment; negative regulation of transcription by RNA polymerase II; positive regulation of transcription by RNA polymerase II
Molecular function (GO): zinc ion binding; DNA-binding transcription factor activity, RNA polymerase II-specific; RNA polymerase II cis-regulatory region sequence-specific DNA binding
Source: RefSeq, a predicted model, not a curated record
AGGUUCCACUGAGUGCGCAGGCAAACUGUAGAGUCUCUGCGAUCCAGGCCAAUACUGGAGCUUGAGGAUUUACCAUGGAUGGAAAUGCUGAACCAAGAGGGGCGAUUGUUGGAAAUGAGAGGCCUUCUGGAGGUUCACCUAGAAAGUCUCCAGCUCCACAACACUCCCCUAUGUCGCCAGAAAACCUCUCUCAGAGACAACCUUUUUCGAAGCUUUCCAAAGCCAAAGCCUACUAUGAAGCAAACGAACAAGCCGCCGACUUAACUCAAGCAAGCUCCAGGAUAGUAGAGUCUAUCUCUAACAAACCCUCGUUGCCAGCCCCUCGAACAUCAGAAAAUAAUUCUUACCGUCUCACAAAUCCGUCUCUUUCGAACUCGACAGUACUUUGUUCGAGCGUCACGACCCAGGCUCCUUCUCCGAGCAACAGCUCCAGUGUCACGCAUACAUCCAGUGCGGUAAUAACCGUACAAAGACCUUACGUAAUUUCCCAAGCUCCUGAAUCUUCUUCCCAAAAGGCGAUGAGAGAAAUCCAACCUUCACCAGCUGCUUUCGAAUCUACCAAGAACUCGCCCAUUCAAAACACGAACCAAGGCUCAUCUUCGAUUGUUAUCGAAAACUCAGGUCCGAGAUCUCCACCUAUACUCCCUUCAGCGGUCACUGUUACUAUCAACUCUUCGGGUCAGCCCUCGACAUCGCCUUCCACCACCGGCGCCAACGUUGGACAGCUCACGUACUCUUUCGUGGCGGGAGGUUCUCCAAGUUCUCAGAACUACAUCAUGGCAGCGCCCUCUGAAUAUGGCACCUAUGUGGUCAUUAAUGCUGAACACAAAGAUUAUCUUGAAGUUGAACCCUGGCACCAAACUCAUCCACCGCGAGUGCAAUCUCCUGAUGACGGAAACAGCGUAUCACCAACAAAUUGCAGUUUGUCGGUGCCAGAAGCCAAGCGUGUCAUCAUCCGAGAAGACGUGAGUUUGUCGGCCCAAGUGCCAAUCAAACAAGAAGACGAACAGGAGGAACAGGAACUGAAAUACGCCUAUUCGAUGGCAAACAGCACCUCAGCAGCCCACAGUGGCGUUGUCCACGUCACUUACCCACAUUCUUCAUCACAUUCGUCGGCGGGAUCAGCAUUACAACUGACGACGAUCACAGCAACGAGUAGCAGCAGCAGCAGCGGAGGGACUGGGGCGUCUGAGGGCCUUGUUCACCAGGGGGCGCUCGUGGCGCCCACUCCCACUGCGGUCAUCGCCGCGCAAGAGGCGACGCUCAAACCGGAGGGCAACCCUCACUCCUGGACUCCAGGCAUCGACUACACGCAGGAGUCUUUGGAGAGAAUAAGCGCACCAUCUGGAGCAACCAGCAGUUACCCACUGCAGGGUCAUCUCAGCUGGAGCUCAUCAGCAGUUAAUUACGAUCAUUACGUCGUUAAAGAUGGAGAAACAUUUAGCUUACUUAAACCAGAUGACCCUGAGUACACAGUGCAACGCGAGUGCUGUAAUUGUGGCGCUAUGGCUACGCCACUGUGGCGCAGGGACUCUGGAGGCCAUUAUUUGUGCAACGCGUGUGGCAUGUACAACAGAACCAACGGCUAUAACCGCCCGCACCAGCGCAUGCAGCGUCGAGCCGGCAGUCCGCAUAACCCGUACAGUCCCGGCAAUGGGUCUAGCAGCAGCGCAGGAGCGCAGGCACAGCGCAGGCAAGGCAUGGUCUGUACCAACUGCCAGACCACGACCACGACGCUCUGGCGCCGCAACUCUCAGGGCGAGCCUGUCUGUAAUGCCUGUGGUCUUUACUACAAACUUCAUAACAUUAACCGGCCCCUGAACAUGAAAAAAGACGGACCAAUCCAGACGCGGAAGCGCAAGCCAAAGGCCAGCAGCGGCAACAGCAACACAAACGCUCACACUUCUGCGGGUUCAGCGCUGAGUUUACCAGCGAGUGCCACGCCCCUGAGAGUCGCAGGACAGUCCUACCGCGAAUCUUACCACGUGCCCACCGUCAUCACUUACCCCGACCAUCAUUCUCUGGAGCAACACUACUCCUCGUACCACCCCGCACACCUGCACCACCACGCCACCACCACAGCCACCACCCAACCACUACCAUCAGCACACGUCUCAUCACACCAGUCGUCCGUGGCACCAACCAGCAUGCAUCAUCUAUCGUCACCGGUUGUGACAGCCGUGGAAGGAGGCUCGUCUCAACUGCCGCUGCUGCCGCCCCCCUACGUGCCCCCCUCCCUCACCGCCCUGCCCCCCCACAUGGCCCACGGGGGGGCGUAUGGGGGGACGGGGGCAUACCCCUACCCUGCCCCCUCCCCCCACCAGCCCCUCGAUGUGGCUAUGGUGCAUCGGGACAUGGAGCACUGACACCACAACCAUGGAGCACUGGCAUCACAACCAUCGAGCACUGACAAUCACAACCAUGGAGCACUGACACCACAACCAUGGAGUACUGACAUCACCACCAUGGAACACUGACAUCACAACCAUGGAGCACUGACAUCACAACCAUGGAGUAUUGACAUCACAACCAUGGAGCACUGACACCACAACCAUGGAGCA